AUGGUCGAUGUUAAACAUGUCGAAGAAAUGAUCUUGGAGGAUGUGGAAGCACACAAGGACUUCAUCGAAGCGGCCAAAGUUGUUGUGCUGUUCCUCGUUCAAUGGAUCUCUGCAGGAGCGAUGGUCUUCGGAGGCGUUGUUCCAUACAUUCCGCAGUAUAGAACUAUUGCUCGAUCGGGCAACACUGAUGGCUUCUCUCCUAUGGUCUGUUUCGUGCUGUUGAUGGCAAACUCUUUGCGAAUUCUCUUCUGGUUCGGCAAGCAUUUCGAGCUGCCUCUUCUGGCGCAGAGUUUCAUAAUGGUCGUGGCGAUGAUCGCGAUGGUCGAGCUCUGCGUCCGCGUCAGGUCAAAGCAAGAAACGGCAGCGAAGGAGCAUCAUUUCUUAGACUUCGACAUGCGAUACUUCUGGCGGUGGUCACGAUUCUCAGACUUUAUGCAGUGUAUUCUAUCGAUCUGGCUCACUCUUUCUUACGUAACUUGGCUAUUUCUAGGCUUCGCUUGGUACGUGGAAACGCUAGGAUUUCUAGCAGUCUUCAUUGAGGCGAUGAUAGGGGCUCCCCAAUUCCUCAAAAAUUACCAGAAUAAAUCCACAUUGGGCAUGUCUGUACAUAUGGUGUUAAUGUGGACAUCUGGGGACUGUUUCAAGACGAUGUACUUUGUCCUUAAUUCGGCGCCGCCGCAGUUUUGGAUUUGCGGUCUAAUUCAAAUCGGGGUCGACUUGUCUAUUCUCGCUCAAGUCUGGUACUACAGUAUUCCCAAAUACACGAUUUCGUACUCCAAGCCGCGCCUGGCUGCAUAG
Molecule: messenger RNA, 798 nt
Organism: Oikopleura dioica
Lineage: Eukaryota; Metazoa; Chordata; Appendicularia; Copelata; Oikopleuridae
Source: the annotation of a GenBank genome assembly